UGGUGUUCACAUGCGCGCUGUUACAGAGCGGGGACAGGCUAACUAAUAGGUCUGACCGCUUCAUGCAGCAGAGUAAACGGGAAGACUUGCCUGUGGUACCGGUGUUUGCCGAGCCGAGCCCGCUGUGUUUCCCGGGGGUUGGCGGUAGAGUUUCUCCGUCCCUCCACAGCGCUAGCGCUGGGUACAGACGUGACGUCUAGACGAUUCCAUCCAUACCGCACGUAACGCGUAAGGAGGACCCUGGUGAAUAUUGGCGGUUUUCCUACAGACUGGUGCCGGUUAAAACAAUCAAACGCAACUGAGGUUGAACACAAGAGCCCACGUUGACUUAAACAUGGAUCAAUUCCUUCCAUUCGACAACCUGACUUAUGACGACAAGGGGACUUAUGACGACAACCUGACUUAUGACGACAACGUCAACGGGACGUACGUAUACCCGUACCGCGGCAUACACAUCAUCAUCCCGUGUAUUUACGCCUUCGUCUGCUUCGUGGGGAUCUGCGGAAACUCUCUCGUCAUCUAUGUCGUCCUCCGCUACGCCAAAAUGAAGACCGUGACGAACAUCUACAUCAUGAACCUGGCCAUGGCUGACACGCUCUUCAUGAUCGGUAUCCCGUUCCUGGCGGCGUCCUUCGCGCUGCGCAACUGGCCGUUCGGCACGGUGAUGUGUAAGAUCGUGCUGUCCCUGGACGCCAUCAACAUGUUCAGCAGCGUCUUCAACCUGACCGUGAUGAGCGUGGACCGCUACCUGGCUGUGGUGCACCCCGUCAAGUCCGCCGACUUCCGCCGGCGGAUCGCCAAGGUCGUCAACGUCUGCGUCUGGGUCGCGUCGAUCAUCGUCAUCAGCCCCGUCAUCGUCGUGGCCAGACCGACGGAGGAGCAGGACGGCUCGCUCGCCUGUAACCUGAACUGGUCCGACACGGAGGAGGGGAUGACCUUCUGGUCCACCGUCUUCAUCGCCUACACGUUCGUCAUCGGCUUCGUGGCGCCGCUCAUCAUCAUCGCCGUCUGCUACACCCUGCUGCUCAGGAAGGUCAAGAGCGCAAGCGCGAAGGCAGGGGCGCGAGGCUCGCGCAAGCGCAGCAGACGCAAGGUGACGAGAAUGGUGGUGGUGAUGGUGGUGGUGUUCGUCAUCUGCUGGCUGCCGUUCUACACCCUACAGCUGGUGAACUUGAACGUGCAGCUCCCGGUCACCCCGUUCCUCAUCGGCUCCUACCACUUCAUCGUCACGCUGAGCUACGCCAACAGCUGCGUCAACCCCAUCCUCUACGCGCUGCUCAGCGAGAACUUCAAGAAGAGUUACCAGAAGGCCAUCUGCCACAAGGACGCGUCCAUCGACGCCUUCACCACGCACGACGCCAGCCACACCCGCCGCCGGGUCAACUCGCGCCGCCUGCCGCAGCAGAACGGCAGGACGGAGUCCGUCAGGAUCGAGAUGCGCAGCCUCGGCGGGAACGUCACGCGCACCAGCCUGGAGCGGAACGGGAGGAACCGGAGCCGGGCGUACCACGCCGACACCGUGCGGACCAUCAGUAAUGACCUGGCGCCGGAGAAGGACGAAUAG
Messenger RNA from Branchiostoma belcheri (Belcher's lancelet), 1564 nucleotides. Its product is annotated as somatostatin receptor type 2-like. Gene Ontology annotation, biological process: neuropeptide signaling pathway. The record is from RefSeq and is a predicted model, not a curated record. Lineage: Eukaryota; Metazoa; Chordata; Leptocardii; Amphioxiformes; Branchiostomatidae. Gene Ontology annotation, cellular component: membrane; neuron projection. Gene Ontology annotation, molecular function: somatostatin receptor activity; neuropeptide binding.